Molecule: messenger RNA, 1328 nt
Organism: Lepisosteus oculatus (spotted gar)
Lineage: Eukaryota; Metazoa; Chordata; Actinopteri; Semionotiformes; Lepisosteidae
Source: RefSeq, a predicted model, not a curated record
AUGACACUGGGGCAGUUUUAAAACUUAUGGUGUUCUGGGUGGGAUAAGGGCUUUAUACUCUGGUCACACAAGCUGCGAGAUCAUCCGACUUCCCCUUCCAGUUCUACAGAUCAUUAACUAAAGAUGUCUGAUACAGAGGAAGUUGCAGAGGACUAUGAGGAACAGGAAGAGGAAGAAGCUGCUGAGGAGGAGGAGGUGAUAGAAGAGAUGGAGGAGGAAGAAGAUGAUCAGGCAAGAGCAGAGGAUGUUGCAGAGGACCAGGAAGAGGAGAAAGAUGCAACUCAGGAGCCAGCUCGGUCAGUCAACAUAGUUGAACACAAAUACCGGUCACGAUGUUCCUUUUUUUCUGAAGAUGCUGGAGAAGAACAUGAAGAAGGAGAAGAAGAGGCUAAACCAAGACCCAAGCUAUUUAUGCCAAACCUUGUGCCUCCCAAAAUCCCAGAUGGGGAGAAAGUUGACUUUGAUGAUAUCCACCGCAAGCGCAUGGAGAAAGAUUUAAAUGAGCUGCAGCAGCUCAUUGAGGCUCAUUUCGAGAACCGCAAGAAAGAGGAAGAAGAACUCAUCAGCCUAAAGGAAAGGAUUGAGCAUCGUCGCUCUGAAAGAGCUGAGCAGCAGAGGAUUCGCAGUGAGAGAGAGAAAGAGAGACAGAACAGGGUGGCUGAGGAAAAGGCAAGGAAGGAGGAAGAGGAGGCAAAGAAGAGAGCAGAAGAAGAUGCUAAGAAGAAGAAAAACCUCACAAAUAUUCAUUUUGGUGGUUACCUUCAAAAGACUGAGAGGCGGGUCGGAAAGAAACAGACCGAGAGAGAGAAAAAGAAGAAAAUCCUCAAUGAUCGAAGAAAGCCACUGAAUAUCGACAACCUCAGUGAAGACAAACUAAAGGAUAAAGCUAAGGAACUCUGGAAGUGGAUGCACCAGCUGGAGGCAGAGAAGUUUGACCUGCAGUACAAAUUUAAGAAGCAGAAAUAUGAAAUUAAUGUCCUGAGAAAUCGAGUUAGUGACCACCAGAAUGUAAAAAGCUCUAAAGGUGGAAGAACGAAAACUAAAGUUGGUGGCCGAUGGAAAUAGUUGGAUGGGAAUUUAAAACCUGGAUGCUUCAUGGAAAUGUCUCCCACACAUUCAACCAAGAGUGAUUCACAGCCUUCAAACUCACCUGUUGGUCUGGUUUUAGAGAAUGGGUUGUAAUUUGCUGUUUAAAGUGCACUUGCUUUGCAGCUUUAUACUAGUUGUAAUAUUGUGCAUGUGAAUGCUUAGUGUGAGAUAUUGUUUUCUUUUUUUCUGAUAUGUAUUCUUUUCUGUAUAUAAAUAAAGACUGUAUGCUUUGGACUGAA